GCGCCCCCUACCGGCCAUAUGUGGCACUACAGCCUAGCAUGCUAGCAGUGUGAACAUUCCAAAGUGGCGGAGACUCCUGUUGUUUGCCAGACUGUUUCCACUGUAAGACAACUCUUUUAAUAGCGACACAACUGUUUAACCAGCAACACAACUCAGUUACGAGCUCUGCAUGGCGACCCAGCGACAGGAAUGACGAUAGCAGGUUGGUGAGUCGCCUCAUUCUGAGCUGAGUGAGACAGGAGCCAUUUGUUUCUCUUGGAACAGCACAGACCGAGUCCAGUUAACGGGCUCCUGUUGUGCAGUACUUCUUCCAUGGAUACGGAGUCAACCUACUCGGGUUAUUCCUACCAUUCUGGGCGCUCUCGGGAAUCCCAUCGGCAUGGGGACAUAAGCCGGGAACACCACAAAUCACGCAGCAAAGACGGACGAUCAGAAAAAUCAGUAACAAUCAACCCCGCUCCUGCACAGCCAUUGUUGGAUGAUGUCAUUGGUCGUGGAGAGCAGGCUCAGGAUGACAACUGGGGUGAGACCACCACGGCAGUUACGGGCACGUCAGAGCGUAGCAUUUCUCAGGAGGACAUUGUGCGAAUCACCAAGGACCUGGAGGACAGCGUGGGGUUGGACUGCCGCCGUCAUUUUACGCUCACCCUGGCAGUGAUCUUGGGCAUCCUGGUGUUCCUCACGCCGCUGGCCUUCUUGGUGCUGCCCCACCUGCUUUGGCCAGAGAAGCUGCAGAGCUGUGGCACGGCCUGUGAAGGUCUCUUCAUUUCUGUGGCCUUCAAGCUGCUCAUUCUGCUGCUCGCCAUCUGGGCCCUCUUCUUCCGGCCGCCGCGAGCCGGCCUCCCACGUGUCUACGUGUUCCGCACGCUGCUUGCUGUCCUGGUGCUGCUCUUUGUGCUCUCGUUUUGGUUGUUUUACGGCGUAAGGAUACUCGACUCUCAGGAUGAGAACUACCAGGGCAUCGUGCAGUACGCCGUGUCGCUGGUGGACGCGCUGCUCUUUAUUCACUACCUGGCUAUCGUACUGCUGGAGCUGAGGCAGCUUCAGCCAUGUUUUUCUGUGUGCAUCACGCGCUCCACCGACGGUGAGACCAGGCACUACAAUCUGGGACAGCUCAGCAUCCAGCGAGCAGCGUUGGCUAUCUUGGAGCACUACUACUGUGAUUUCCCAAUCCAUAACCCAGCUUUACUUUCCGCCUCCAAGUCACGUGCUGCCAGACACCUGACUGGCCUCAAGGUGUACAACGUGGAUGGAGACAUUCCUCCAGCCCCCUCUGAAGGCCCAGACAAUAAUGCAGCAGCAGGACUGGCCCACUCCCAGUCCAGAGCCAUGAUCGCUGCGUCCGCGCGCCGCCGGGACUCUAGCCACAACGAGCUUUACUAUGAGGAGGCGGAGCAAGAAAGACGUGUGCGCAAACGUAAAGCCAGGCUGGUUGUGGCAGUAGAAGAGGCCUUCACUCAUAUCAAGCACAUGCAGGAGGAGGAGCAGAAGAAAGCUCCAGGAGACGUGUUGGACACGCGAGAGGCAGCACAAGCCAUCUUCCCGUCCAUGGCAAGGGCCCUUCAGAAGUACUUGAGGACCACCAAGCAGCAACACUGCCACAGCAUGGAUAGCAUCCAACAGCACCUGGCCUUCUGCAUCAACAACAACAUGUCACCCAAGGCCUUCCUGGAGAGCUACCUCAUGCCGGGACCCACCCUGCAAUACAGUCGGGACCAAUGGAUGGCCCGUCAGUGGACCCUGGUCAGCGAGGCCUCAGUCACCAGCGGCCUGAAGAACGGUUCGGUCUUCCUGCUCAGAUGUGUGGACUUCAGCCUGGUGGUGAGCGUCAAGAAGAUCCCCUUCAUUCAAAUGUCAGAGGAGUUCAUCGACCCAAAGUCUCACAAGUUUGUCCUGCGGUUACAGUCGGAAACCUCAGUCUAGUUUUUGAAAUCACCUUUUUCUGAAAUGUUAUGGAUUUCGACAGCACACGUUUGUACAUUGAUACUGGAUUUGUUUGAUGUUGACAACAAAGACCUGCGAGUGAGGAGCUGAAAUCAAACAAGUUGACUCUGUUUUACAGAAAACCUGUUCUGGCAAAUCAAUCAUAACCCUUACAUACUGCAGGUAUAGCUGCCCAAAUGAAGAGGUUUGAAAAAAAACCAAGAUGGACUCCUUAAUAUCUACAUGCCAAUACUCUGUAUAUACUCUGUAUUUACACAGCAUUUUUAGUGGGGCGAAUAAGUAUUUCACCCUCUGUUGAUUUUGUAAGUUUACAAAUAUAUGAACAAUACAUCAUUUCUAUGGUAGCUUCAUGAUAACAAAAGAGAUAUACAUUCAUUUAUUUAUCGCUCCUCUCAACGAACAGCAGGUCCUGCUGUGGGCUCCUCCGAUUAAAACAAAUUGCAAAAAGAA
Molecule: messenger RNA, 2394 nt
Organism: Entelurus aequoreus (snake pipefish)
Lineage: Eukaryota; Metazoa; Chordata; Actinopteri; Syngnathiformes; Syngnathidae
Product: vang-like protein 1
Exons: 9
Coding region: 313-1923 (536 amino acids)
Biological process (GO): multicellular organism development
Cellular component (GO): plasma membrane
Source: RefSeq, a predicted model, not a curated record